CUCUUUCUACCACCUCAACAGCUUGCGAGACAACAUAAAACUGAAAGAUUUACGUUUUUGGCCAUGUUAAUGUGUAUUAGCUAAUCGCAGUGUGAAAACACAUUUCAGUUGACGUUAACAUGAACCUAAUGUGCUUAUUCAAUUUGCAAAUUUUUUAAAGAUUGAUACUCAGCCUAGCACUAGGCUAUUCGCUAAUGCUAACUAACUAGCUAACAUCCCUGACCAUGAGCUCAUUAAACUACUCAUCCCCUGCUGAAGAAGAGGAUGUCUGCUGUACAGAGAAAGAAGCUCUGGCGCUGAACAUUGUCGUGAAAGACGAAGAGGAGGAUAUUACAGUGAAAGGAGAGAAAGAUGCUCUGGCUCUGGACAUUGUCGUGAAAGACGAAGAGGAGAAUAUUACAGUGAAAGGAGAGAAAGAUGCUCUGGCGCUGAACAUUGUCGUGAAAGACGAAGAGGAGAAUAUUACAGUGAAAGGAGAGAAAGAUGCUCUGGCGCUGGACAUUGUCGUGAAAGACGAAGUGGAGAAUAUUACAGUGAAAGGAGAGAAAGAUGCUCUGGCACUGGACAUUGUCGUGAAAGACGAAGUGGAGAAUAUUACAGUGAAAGGAGAGAAAGAACCUUUCAGAAUGGAAGAGGAGGAAGAAGAGGCUGUUAUAGGGAAAGAAGAGAAAGCAUCCUCUUCCUCUCUAAAAGGUUCUAUCUCAGUAAAGGUGAAGGAGGAAGAGGUUUUGGGAGUGAAAGAGGAGGAGACAGAAUAUCAGAUUAACACCAGAGAGAGACAUGACUAUUGUGGAUCCUCUGGGGAGCCUCAACAACAUCCUGAUGCUGACGAGGCAGAGAAGAGUCUCUCCAGAUCAGAACACCAGAUGGACAACGCUAGCCCUUCCUCCCUCCCGGAGUCCCCGUGUCGUGCCUCUCCCGGUAGCACCUUACUGCUGGGUAUAAAGAGGUUGUCUGUGCUGCUGGUGGACUGCAGGAAAACAACAGGGUUGAGUAGAACUAACAUUCUCAGUUCGUCGGGACAUGGACUCUACAAGGUGUCGAAAGCUUUCCACAGGGAUGCUGGCCCAUAUUGA
Messenger RNA from Oncorhynchus masou masou (cherry salmon), 1076 nucleotides. RefSeq lists its product as uncharacterized. The record is from RefSeq and is a predicted model, not a curated record. The transcript has 4 exons. Bases 225 to 1076 code for a protein of 283 amino acids. NCBI's taxonomy places the organism in Eukaryota, Metazoa, Chordata, Actinopteri, Salmoniformes, Salmonidae.